AUGUCGAUUCCGUAUUCUUUGGCCCAAUCUUUUUGGCCGCAGUCGUUUGGAAAAGAUUCAAUCGCUUCGUACGAUUUCUUGAGUUAUGUGAAUAAAGCCAGUGAGUUGUCCUCGAAUUUUGCCAUGGCCAUUGCGGAGUAUACGGGAGAGAUUGUAAUGUCGGCGAUUAACAAUGUCAGUGGAGAUUUGGAGCUAAUUUCGAUAACACCUGAAGCGUCACCGUCUCAGAGUUCGACAUUCGGUGCAAUCCAUUAUCAUUUAAAUGAGAGUAGCAGUCCAGGAAACGAGGUCAGCAAUGCCUCUGGUUCUUCAAGCGGUGAGGCUUCAAGGGUUACAGAUGAGGGGACCAGUGCAUUGUCGUCUAAAGGAUAUANAUUUCGAUAA
This is a messenger RNA of Ilex paraguariensis (yerba mate), 384 nucleotides long. Lineage: Eukaryota; Viridiplantae; Streptophyta; Magnoliopsida; Aquifoliales; Aquifoliaceae. The record is from the annotation of a GenBank genome assembly.